AUGUCCGCUGACUCGUACUCCGGCUCCGAUCCCUCCUUCUCCAUGUCUGCCUAUAUGGUUCCCGAGGCCGACCGCUCAUAUGAGACCGACGAUGAUCUCGCUUCCCUCCCUUCCGAAUCUACCACCGAUACCGAUCUAGAUACCCUCUCCGAGUACUCGGAAUCAGAUGCCGAGGCCGAGUGGCGCGAAAGUAUCGAGCAGCUAGAGCUGCUUCUCAGCAUGGUCCUGGUGCCGUUCAUUGGCAAGUAUUUUGGCCGCCGUUGUGCCUACUGGAGUUGGACCAGGUUCAUGCAAUGGAAGUACCCGGUCGAGGUCGUCAUGCAGAACCCGACUCUCUUUAAGGGAACCGGCGCAAUCGUGGCAGCCGCCAGCCUGUGA
Messenger RNA from Penicillium waksmanii, 378 nucleotides. RefSeq lists its product as uncharacterized. The transcript has 2 exons. NCBI's taxonomy places the organism in Eukaryota, Fungi, Ascomycota, Eurotiomycetes, Eurotiales, Aspergillaceae. The record is from RefSeq and is a predicted model, not a curated record. The coding region runs from base 1 to 378 and encodes 125 amino acids. Gene Ontology annotation, cellular component: mitochondrial outer membrane. Gene Ontology annotation, biological process: protein insertion into mitochondrial outer membrane; mitochondrial outer membrane translocase complex assembly.